This is a messenger RNA of Papaver somniferum (opium poppy), 2482 nucleotides long. Its product is annotated as K(+) efflux antiporter 4-like. Gene Ontology annotation, molecular function: potassium:proton antiporter activity. NCBI's taxonomy places the organism in Eukaryota, Viridiplantae, Streptophyta, Magnoliopsida, Ranunculales, Papaveraceae. Gene Ontology annotation, biological process: proton transmembrane transport; potassium ion transmembrane transport. The transcript has 20 exons. Gene Ontology annotation, cellular component: membrane. Bases 139 to 1950 code for a protein of 603 amino acids. The record is from RefSeq and is a predicted model, not a curated record.
CCUCAACCGUGAGUGUUUACUACGCACCACUCACUCUCUCUCCUCUUAUUUCCACAGAACCCAACCGUUUCUCUGUUACUCUCUUCUCUCUAACCUACACCCCCAACUCUGCGUAUCCUACGCCCUCUCUCCUCUGCAAUGAGGGAUUCUUCUUCUGCUCUGGCUUCUUCAUUAAAUAUUCUUCUUCUUUUAUUCGUAUUUCUUCUGUGUUUUUUGAGUAACUCAGUUUCGUUUCUUGAAGAGGCUGAGUUAGAUCGGUUUGCAGAAACGAUUUUUCCUCAUGCUAAUAGUGAUGAGAUAAUUAAUAAUAUUAGUGUAAAUAAUGUUGUUGAUGAUGAUGAGAAGAAGAAGAAUGUUACUAAAGAAGAUAGUAUUGCGGAUAUACUUGAUCGUGCUUUAUCUAAUGAAUUCCCUGAUAAUGAAUCCACCACUGGAGAAACUGAUGCCGGGAGCUUCAAUAACAGUGUUGCUGACCAAAAUGCUGUUUUGGAAACUGUAGCAAGAGUGAAACCUAAGAAAAAUGAGACUAAAGAGAAGUCGUUUCAUAUUCACGAUAUCCUCAAUUUGGAUGAGAAUCGAGCAGAAGAGACUCCAACGUUAAUAGAUGAUAAGAAUAAUGUCUUUAUUAUAUCUAGUACGAAAUCAAAAUACCCUGUGCUACAAUUGGAUUUGAGAUUGAUAUCAGAUCUUGUCGUUGUCAUUGUGUCUGCAACUUGUGGAGGAAUUGCAUUUGCUUGUGCUGGACAGCCGGUUAUCACGGGGUAUCUGCUAGCAGGAUCUCUUGUAGGACCUGGAGGUUUGAACUUUAUUAGCGAAAUUGUGCAAGUCGAGACAGUUGCUCAAUUCGGUGUAAUUUUCCUUCUUUUCGCGUUGGGACUAGAGUUCUCUGCGGCAAAGCUUCGAGUUGUUCGAGCUGUUGCUGUGCUUGGAGGUUUACUCCAAAUUUUCUUAUUUAUGUCCUUAGCCGGCAUAACAGCCUCGCUAUGCGGUGGCAGAUCUUCAGAGGGGGUAUUCGUUGGUGUUUUGUUGUCAAUGUCAUCAACAGCUGUGGUUUUGAAGUUUUUGAUGGAAAGAAAUAGUAUCAAUGCUCUUCAUGGCCAAGUUACUGUUGGAACCCUUAUUCUUCAGGAUUGUGCUGUCGGUUUACUGUUUGCGCUGCUUCCAGUGCUCGGUGGUACUUCUGGGGUCCUUCAAGGAGUUAUCUCCAUGACUAAGUCGUUGGUGACCUUGCUUACGUUUUUAGCCAUUUUGUCAAUAUUAUCUCGUACAUGUGUGCCUUGGUUUCUUAAGCUGAUGAUAAGCUUGUCAUCACAGACCAACGAGCUUUAUCAAUUGGCUGCGGUCGCAUUUUGUCUGCUUGUAGCUUGGUGCAGCGAUAAGUUGGGGCUAAGUCUUGAACUUGGUUCAUUUGCUGCUGGUGUUAUGAUUUCAACAACUGAUCUUGCACAGCAUACACUUGAACAAGUUGAACCAAUUCGAAACUUCUUUGCUGCUCUUUUCCUUGCUAGCAUAGGAAUGCUUAUCCAUGUUCAUUUCCUCUGGAAUCAUGUUGAUAUUUUACUAGCUUCAGUUAUACUAGUCAUCAUUAUUAAAACUGUCGUGACCACCCUAGUCAUUAAAGGUUUUGGCUACAGUAACAAGACUUCACUACUGGUUGGGAUGUCUCUGGCGCAGAUUGGAGAAUUUGCUUUUGUUCUUCUCAGUCGCGCUUCAAACAUUCAUUUGGUCGAGGGCAAGCUAUAUUUGCUCCUUCUAGGAACAACAGCUCUUAGUUUGGUAACAACUCCCUUGCUUUUCAAGUUGAUUCCUGCUGUUGUACAUCUAGGAGUGCUGCUGCGGUGGUUCUCUCCUGAUAUCACUCAAAACGAUAUUGGGUAUAAAAGCGAUAUCCUUCGAAAUGACAGUGCUAAGAGAAUUACAUUAAUGGUCCAUAGCGCUCACGACUCGUGAAUAAAAAAACACGAACAAGAAAUGAUGCUUAUGAUGGACUUCAUCAUACGGCUUCGUAAUACACUCUAAAAGGCUGCGCAAAAACCGAGAGGGAGGUUAUAUUUGAGUCGGCCUUUUUUACAGAACUCGAGAACUUCUCUAAUCUCAUCUCUCUCUGUUGCAUAUAAAAUUCAUGAAUGGGACACAAGAAAUACAGGAAACGCUCAAACUUAAGACAAAAAGAACAAGUGAGAGCUUAUAGAUGAAAGAAGGCUUGUGAUGAUGGGAUCUAACCCGAAGCACCAAAUCUCUCUGAGGUGAAGUCAUCAUACUAAUUUUCUGCUUAACCAAUUUUGUGUAAAUUAGAUUCUAGCGUGUAAUGUAAUUCUUUUAUUUUAUGUUGUUGUAGUUUGUUUUCUAAACUGACGCAGUUGUGAAAGUCAUACAGAAUAUUUAGGUCAUUUGAAGAUCAAGCUGUAAAUCUAUUUCUUCACUUAACGUCUCAAAAUGACACAUUGACACUGACAAAUAAUGAAUACCACAUUUACCUUUA